CUAUGCGCGCUGGUCUGACUCAUUCACUCUUCGAACGUCUGGUCAUACUUGGGAUCAGACCCUUCCUCUGCAAGUGCAGCAUCACAUGCGCCCUCGUUUGUCCGAAUUCCCCUCAUACAUGUUCUAUGAGGGCAUACUACAGAUCGGUGCCACUGCUCCGGAGCGUCUUCGCAAGAAUGUCGAUUUCCCAUGGCCCGCCCCAGGCUUGACCAUAUUGACAUUGUCACACCCCACAGUUCCUACAUCUUCAACUAUAUGCAAUUCAAUGGGUCUCUUCAGGACUUGUACAACGAUAUUGAAGUGGUUAGUGUCGACGCCUUAUUCGGGAUAUGCAAUUCACCAUUUUUAGAUGCCUUGUUAAUACACUAGGUUAACCACUCACCUGUUGGGGUUCCUUCUCUAAUUCGCUCAGAGGAACUGACCAUAUGCGAACGAGCUUGUCCUCACAGCCAGUAGCGAUGAGCUGGCUGUCCUCGGA
Messenger RNA from Suillus subalutaceus, 478 nucleotides. RefSeq lists its product as uncharacterized. NCBI's taxonomy places the organism in Eukaryota, Fungi, Basidiomycota, Agaricomycetes, Boletales, Suillaceae. Bases 86 to 349 code for a protein of 87 amino acids. The transcript has a single exon. The record is from RefSeq and is a predicted model, not a curated record.